UUGCUCUUCAUCCAUGUCCCACGAUCAUUAGGCCCCCCUCCUUCUUCCGCUCUCCAAGCACCAAACACUCCUCUCUAUCGCUUCCUCUAUGAGCGCCACCGACGCCGGAGCCAAUGGCGGCGCCGGAGGAGCCCCGCCAGCGCAGCUGGUUGUCCGGAAACCUCCUUCUAAGGACCGUCAUAGCAAGGUUGAUGGUCGUGGCCGCCGGAUCCGCAUGCCGAUCAUCUGUGCUGCUAGGGUUUUCCAGCUGACGCGUGAGCUAGGGCAUAAGUCUGAUGGACAGACUAUUGAGUGGCUUCUUCGCCAGGCUGAACCCUCCAUCAUCGCUGCCACUGGCACCGGCACCACUCCGGCUUCUUUCUCUACGCUCUCCGUCGCCCUCCGCUCUUCGUCUACGUCUGACUCGAAGUCUUCCCCUGUUGCGACGUCCGCAGCGCCGUUUAUUCUUGGGAAACGUCUCCGCUCCGAUGAUGAACCUGACCCGUCGUCUAAGGAUGAGAACAGUGCUGUUGCUGCUGCUAGUGCGGUCGGGAUGGGGAUGGGGAUCGGGCCUGCCGGAGGGUUCUGGGCUGUUCCGGCGAGGCCGGACUUUGGGCAGCUUUGGGGGUUCGCUGCGGCUGCGCCGGAGAUCGUUAUGCCGCCUUCGGCGGCAGGGGUUACGAGGUUUGCUGGAGAGGCGUCGGCUGCCAGAGUUGGGAACUACUUUCCGAUCGCUCAGGGGCAUUUGAACUUGCUCGCUUCGUUGUCGGGGACGCCGGCGGCUGCUGCCGCCGCCGCUGCGGCGGCGGGGAGGAGAGAGGAAGAGCCGCGUUGAUUGUUUGGGUUCUCUCUAAGGUUAGGGUUUAGAUGGUAGAGAGUUUGUUUGUAGGUUGUGGAUUGAUGAAGUUAGGGUUUGUCAAGUUUGAUGAAGUAGAUGAGGGUUUUUUUUAAGUUUCCCUAUUGGCAUCUGUAUUAUCAUGUUCCUUCGCAGCAUCUUGUCAUUUUAGUUUUGUGGGGGAUUUGUUGGAGAUGGAUUGGAGAACUAGGGUUUGUCCAAGGGUUUUGGAUUCUUCAGUGAGAGCUGGUUUGGCGCUGUUGCGGGAAUAAUGGGGACUCUAUUGCCAUUAGUACCAGCUGGUGAUAUGCUUCAUUAAUUCAAGUGUUUGUACUGAUGAAUGGAUUUCCAUAGGAUCACCAUGAGCUUCAGAAUGUGGUUAGCUUGAUUUUGGUCAUUGACAAUGAAUUCUCGUUUGUUCGGAAAUGGCAUUUAGUGGUUGAUGUUUUGAAGAACUUGGAACCCUGACGUCUCCGCAAAUCACUAUAUUUAUGUGUCUUUGCUGGUGUGAAGAAGAAGAAGAAGAAGAAGAAGAAGCUGGAAUGGGUGCGCUGUUGCAGAAGAAGUUCUGAGGCUGUAAGUUCCCAUUCUUCAUGUUUCAUCUGUAAUUUUAGACAUUUUUCAUGAAAUUUACUACCAUGGAAAUAAUGGAACCUGUUGAUUGUAUCUCUAGAUUGUUUUGGCGUGUACGAGUGCAAAAUAAAAUUGUAUCUGUUGUCGCUGCUCAAGUGACUUGUUGUGCUGUCCGAUUUUCUGUUUGAAUUAUGUAAAUAGAAUCACAGACUUUGAUGCCUGUCUUUUUAA
This is a messenger RNA of Dioscorea cayenensis subsp. rotundata (Guinea yam), 1618 nucleotides long. Its product is annotated as transcription factor TCP7-like. Gene Ontology annotation, molecular function: sequence-specific DNA binding; DNA-binding transcription factor activity. NCBI's taxonomy places the organism in Eukaryota, Viridiplantae, Streptophyta, Magnoliopsida, Dioscoreales, Dioscoreaceae. Gene Ontology annotation, cellular component: nucleus. The transcript has a single exon. The record is from RefSeq and is a predicted model, not a curated record. The coding region runs from base 89 to 814 and encodes 241 amino acids.